GUUGGAGUUUCUUUAAAAUCGGAGAAUAUAGUAGCCGAAGAUAGAGGCAACCCUAUAUAACACACAAAGUCCUCUGUUUGGACUUCAGAAUUUCGGUGGAAAUUAGACAUUCAAUUGAAAAACCAAAGAAAGCAAAAAAAAACAACGAGGGAGACGGAGAAGACGAAGUGAAUCAAUGGCGACGAGUACGACUAGCAGCAACGGCAACCAACCAUUCAAACCGUACCGUCACCUCAAAACCCUAACGGCACACACUCGCGCCGUUUCCUCCGUCAAAUUCUCCAACGACGGUAAACUCCUCGCCUCCGGUUCCCUCGACAAAACCCUAAUUAUUUGGUCCUCCACCACCCUCUAUCUCCUCCACCGUCUCACCGGCCACUCCGAAGGUAUCUCCGAUAUUGCCUGGUCAUCCGAUUCCCACUACAUCUGCUCCGCCUCCGACGACCGUACCCUCCGCAUUUGGGACGCCAACAGCGGUGACUGUGUCAAAACUCUCCGUGGCCACACACACGUUGUUUUCUGCGUCAAUUUUGAUCCUCAGUCCAAUUUCAUCGUUUCUGGUUCGUUCGAUGAAACCGUUAGAGUUUGGGAAGUGAAAACUGGGAAGUGUAUUCAUGCUAUUAAAGCUCAUACUAUGCCUGUUACCUCCGUUCACUUCAAUCGCGACGGUUCUCUCAUCGUUUCUGGUAGUCAUGAUGGUUCUUGUAAGAUUUGGGAUACAAAUUCUGGUGCUCCGUUGAAAACUCUCAUUGAUGAUAAGGUUCCUGCUGUUUCCUUCGCCAAAUUCUCCCCUAAUGGAAAAUUCAUACUCGUUGCUACUCUCAAUGAUACCCUUAAAUUAUGGAACUAUGCUGCUGGGAGGUUUUUGAAAAUGUAUUCGGGACAUGUGAAUAGAGUGUACUGCAUAACUUCCACAUUUUCUGUAACAAAUGGGAAAUACAUUGUCAGUGGUUCAGAAGAUCGUUGUGUGUAUUUGUGGGAUCUUCAAGGGAAAAACAUGAUUCAAAAACUCGAAGGUCAUACAGAUACGGUUAUAUCUGUUACAUGCCAUCCAAUAGAGAACAAAAUUGCUUCUGCUGGCCUUGAUGCUGAUAAAACUGUGAGGAUUUGGGUACAGGAUUCUUGAAUAAUAGCAAAAAUGUCUCGAGUUUUUAAGAGUUGAAUGCUCUCUUUUUAGAGUCCGAUGCAUUAUAGGGAUGCGAAUAUCGUAUGGUGAUGUAAAAGUUCGCCGUGAUAGAGCAAUUGUUAUUAGACUAUACAUUAAUAAUUAGAUUAUUUGCAAUUUUGGGUCUAUAA
This is a messenger RNA of Trifolium pratense (red clover), 1296 nucleotides long. RefSeq names its product COMPASS-like H3K4 histone methylase component WDR5B. Gene Ontology annotation, molecular function: histone binding. The transcript has 2 exons. The record is from RefSeq and is a predicted model, not a curated record. Gene Ontology annotation, cellular component: Set1C/COMPASS complex. The coding region runs from base 176 to 1126 and encodes 316 amino acids. NCBI's taxonomy places the organism in Eukaryota, Viridiplantae, Streptophyta, Magnoliopsida, Fabales, Fabaceae.